This is a messenger RNA of Mucor velutinosus, 582 nucleotides long. RefSeq lists its product as uncharacterized. Gene Ontology annotation, cellular component: endoplasmic reticulum; mitochondrion. The transcript is spliced from 3 exons. The record is from RefSeq and is a predicted model, not a curated record. NCBI's taxonomy places the organism in Eukaryota, Fungi, Mucoromycota, Mucoromycetes, Mucorales, Mucoraceae. Gene Ontology annotation, biological process: protein targeting to ER. Bases 1 to 582 code for a protein of 193 amino acids.
AUGGUCGACUACGUCAAAGCACUCAACUCACCUUAUUUCAGUAUUGGUUCCUUCUUAUUCUUCCAACAAUUGGGAAGAUUCAUCACUUUGGAUAACUAUUUGUAUCCUCUCAGAAUUCUGUAUUUGUCUGCUCAGGUCGCUAUUUUGGGUCUUAGCUACUAUUUGAUUCACAAGAUUCAAAAGAAGAAUGAUCAAACUGUGUUAAAGUAUGUCGAGCCCGCUUCUCAAAGCUGGGAUGGAUCAGAAACCCCUGAGCAAUUGAUCAACACAACUGUAAUGGAUUAUGAUGUUGCAGAGGUGAAUAAGGCCAUCAAGCAAUCUGCUAUGGGUAUUCUUAUGAUUACUUUCCUCCAUUUCAAGUUUGGCUAUAUUCAACCUUUGUUGGUUCAGUCUAUUCUCGGCUUCAAGACCUUCUUAAUGACCAAGGAAGCACGUAUUCACUUCUGGGGCUCCCCAACCACGGGUGAUUUAAGACGUCCCUUCAGAAUUGAAGCUCCUUUUGGCAUGGUGAGCGAAAAGAAGCAACCUAAAACCGACAAAGGCUCCAUCAAGAAGGCUGAAAAGGCUUUGAAGGCAGAGUAG